UUUGCUCUCUAAUUUACCUCGUCUAUAUUAAGCAACCAAAACCAGAAAAAAUCCUUACUUUUUCAUAUCUUCCAAUAUACCUCCUCUAUACAAGAAUUGAAAAGAUUUUUUGUUUAUCAUUUACAUUGCUUCAUCUUAUCAAUGGGCAAGUCUCCUCUAUCAACAUGCAAAUUUCAAGAAUUAACCAAAUUAAUCUCCAUUUACACACCAAAACCCAAAAAAUCACAACCCAUAAUUCCCUUAAAUCCAAAAGAUGUUAGCUUUGAUGGCAAGAAUCAUGUUCCACUCUCCAUUGUAGUUUCUGACUGUGUGAAACGGUGGUUUAAAGAUACACUUAAGGAGGCCAAAUCUGGUGACACUUCUAUGCAAAUUCUUGUUGCUCAGAUGUAUUUUCAUGGCUAUGGUGUUGCUAAAGAUGCUUCAAAGGGCCGUUCAUGGAUUGCAAGAGCUUCAAAAACUUAUGCUUCGGCAUGGAAAGUGUGUAGAAAACGUCCAGGUUAUUUUGUAAGUGACUCAGAUUCAGAUGAAGGGAAGGUUCAACCAUAUAAGAGCAGAUAGCUUUUCUUGUUGAAACUUUAAAUGAAAAUUUCAGUGCAAAACUCAUUUUGAGCGUGGAUUAGCAUAUUGAAGUUAGAUGUAGUCUCAUUUUAAGUCUUGAAGUUGAAAAGUUUGUGGCAUACUUAUUUUAAGCCGUGAAGUCUAAAAUUCUACCGAGUUAAGUAAUUUUUUCAUUGAUUUUGGAGCCACUCAAGAAUCAAAAUUUCUCUUUAGACUAUUGCUUUUAGAAUCUGGAUCAUAACCAUCCCUUUAGGAUAUAGUUAAUUAUUUACACUUAGGGAUACCUAAAUCUUGGACUUGCUGCAGAAAAACUAUUGCAUUGGAUGUAUAUCUAACUUUCUCUAGAGCUCGGUAAUGAUUUUACAUCGAAAUUUGAACAGUCAUG
This is a messenger RNA of Mercurialis annua (annual mercury), 943 nucleotides long. RefSeq lists its product as uncharacterized. Bases 142 to 558 code for a protein of 138 amino acids. Gene Ontology annotation, molecular function: protein binding. The transcript is spliced from 4 exons. The record is from RefSeq and is a predicted model, not a curated record. Lineage: Eukaryota; Viridiplantae; Streptophyta; Magnoliopsida; Malpighiales; Euphorbiaceae.